AUGCGCGCACGACAGCUGGGCGACCGACUAAUUCGCAGUCUAGGACUCUUCAUUUCCAGUGGUACCGCAAUCGCAGAAUCAGGUCCUGCCGGUGCCUUGAUCGCCUAUCUCUUUGUCGGUUCAAUCGUCUACUCCGUCAUGAGCUCCUUGGGUGAAGUCGCAACCUUCAUUCCUAUUCCCGGUGCCUUCACUUCUUACGCCGCCCGCCUGAUCGAUCCGAGUCUGGGUUUCUCGAUGGGCUGGAUUUACUGGUUCAACUGGGCUUCGACCUUCGCGGUGGAGUUGACCGCAACGGGAACCAUCAUUCAGUACUGGGAUCCAAGCUUGAACAUCGCCAUCUUUAUUGGAGUCUUCUGGGUCUUUAUCACUGCACUCAACUUCCUCCCCGUCAGUUUCUACGGCGAGUUGGAGUUCUGGUUCUCCACCAUCAAAGUUGCCACAGUGAUCGGGUUUAUGAUCUUCGCCAUCUGCAUCGAUCGCGGAGUGGGAGAUCAGGGUGUCCUCGGCUUCAAGUAUUGGCACCACCCCGGCGCGUUCGCGACCUAUCUGGUCGACACCCCGGAAUCCGUCGGCAAGUUCGUGGGUUUCUGGGCCGUCCUGAUUCAAGCCGGAUUUUCCUACCAAGGAACUGAAUUGGUCGGUGUCGCCGCAGGAGAGACCGAAAACCCUCAGAAGACCGUGCCAUCCGCGAUUCGGAAGACCUUUGUUCGAAUCCUCCUCUUCUUCGUGCUGACCAUGUUCUUCAUUGGUCUCGUCGUUCCCUAUGACAACCCUAGACUCGCCACCACCACAACUAAUGCCUCAUCUUCCCCCAUGGUCAUUGCUGCUGACCUGGCCGGUGUCAAGGUGCUCCCUAGCUUGAUCAAUGCCGUGCUCUUGACUGUGGUCCUGUCAGCCGCGAACUCCAACGUCUACAGCGGUAGCCGAGUGCUUACGGGAUUGGCCAACGAAGGCUUUGCCCCCCCUUGCUUCGCCUGGGUCACCAAGUCGGGUGUCCCAUACAUCAGCGUGGGCUUCACCGCCUUGUUUGGUCUGCUGGGCUUCAUGAACGUCUCCAACGCCGCUGGGCAAGUUUUCAACUGGCUGGUGAACCUUUCCAGUGUGGCAGGCUUUGUGACAUGGGCGUGCAUCAACGCUUCUCACAUCGCAUUCAUGCGCGCGUUGUCCACCCGUGGUAUUUCUCGAGAUGACCUCCCCUACAAGGCCAUCCUGCAACCCUAUCUGGCUUGGUACGGGCUGUUCUUCAACGUCCUCAUUGCCCUUACCCAGGGUUUCACUUCCUUCAUCCCAACCUUCGAUGUCACAGACUUCUUCAUCGCUUACAUCUGUAUCAUCGUCUUCGUGGUACUUUAUGUCGGGCACAAGAUCUUCUAUCGCACGUCCUUCGUUCGGUCGGUCGAUGCCGAUCUUGACACCGGUCGCAUGCACUUUGAAAAGGAAGUGAACGUUCCGGAGGCCUGGUACCGGAGGAUCUGGACCGGGCUUCUGACCGGUCGCCGUGCGGUCCGUGAUGCAUUUACUGUCUAUCGUUAUUAG
Penicillium olsonii is the source of this 1536-nucleotide messenger RNA. The record is from the annotation of a GenBank genome assembly. Lineage: Eukaryota; Fungi; Ascomycota; Eurotiomycetes; Eurotiales; Aspergillaceae.